CUAGCGGCGUCAUGGCCGCCGACGACAAGUCCUCGUCCUCCUCCUCGGAGUGGAGCGUGGAGCCGCCCGUCUCGUCGCCCGCAAGCCCCUCCCACCUGACCCACUUCAAGCCGCUGACUCCGGAGCAGGACGACCCUCCCCUCCGCUCCGCCUACAGCUCUUUUGUCAACCUGUUUCGUUUCAACAACAAAGAGGAUGGACGUCCUUCCUCAGCGGUUUCAGAGAAGACGGAUGCCUCGACCCCGUCUCCUCAGUCAGAGCGGAGCUGGUCCACGAGUCCAACCCAGUCCCUCUACAGCUCCAGGUCACACCGGAAACCACACACAGACCUCCUCCGACGCACCUCCACUGCCUCGGACUGCAGCAGGAAGUCGGACACCACUCUGAGUAACCAUGACCCUCGCACAGCUGUGCAACUUCGCACUGCACUGAAGAGGCUGAAGGAAAUAAUGGAGGGAAAGAGCCAGGACAGCGACCUGAAGCAGUACUGGAUGCCAGACAGCCAGUGCAAAGAGUGCUACGACUGCAACGAGAAGUUCACCACCUUCCGCCGCCGCCACCACUGCCGCCUGUGCGGCCAGAUCUUCUGCAGCCGCUGCUGCAACCAGGAGAUCCCCGGGAAGUUCAUGGGCUACACGGGCGAUCUGCGCGCCUGCACGUACUGCCGUAAGAUAGCGCUGAGCUACGCCCACUCGGCCGACCCGUGCUCCAUCGGAGAGGACCUGAGCGCCUUGUCCGACUCCACCUGCUCCGUGUGCGUGGAGCCCAGCGAGCCGCGGACACCCGUCGGCGGACGCAAGUCCAGCCGGAAUAUCUUCCUCGAGGAAGACCUGACCUGGCAGAGUAUGAUUCACCAGGAGCCGCAGAACAGUGGCCUCACUUCCAGACUGACGGCACUCCAAGAAGACGGCGGCAAAUCACCCGCCAGGAAGAGGUCCGCCAGCGUGACCAACCUGUCGCUGGACCGCGCCGGCUCCUCCAUGGUGCCGUCCUACGACAGCUCCGUCAGCCCGCCCACCAGCCGCGACAUGCCGGGCGCCAAGAGCGGCGCCAAGCUGGACCACAGCGAGGAGGAGAGGAAGAUCCUACUGGACUCCUCCCAGCUGAAGGACCUGUGGAAGAACAUCUGCCACAACAGCACAGGGAUGGAGUUCCAGGACCACAGAUACUGGCUGAGGACAUACCCCAACUGCAUUGUGGGAAAAGAGCUCGUCAACUGGCUGCUGAGGAAUGGCACCAUCUCCACCAGGGCCCAGGCCAUCGCCAUCGGCCAGGCGUUGGUGGACGGCCGCUGGCUGGACUGCAUCACCCAUCACGACCAGCUGUUCAGGGACGAGUACGCUCUCUACCGCCCCCUGCAGAGCACAGAGUUCUCCGAGACGCCGUCCCCGGACAGCGACAGCGUGAACUCGGUUGAGGGACACUCGGAGCCGUCGUGGUUCAAGGACAUCAAGUUCGACGACAGCGACACGGAGCAGCUCGCCGACGAGGGCGAGUACUCCAUGCCGAACUCCGCCAGCCCCAGCAAGAGGUCCUCCGUCAGCAGCUUCCAGUCCGCGGUGGACAGCGACUCCGCCGCCUCCAUCAACCUCAACACGGAGCAGAACAACGUCAACUUCCACAUCAAGAAGCAGGCCAAGUAUCCACACGUGCCGUCUGCAGCGGACCAGAAAGCUGAAUUCCUUCUCUCUGAGGACAGAGGACAGAAUAUUGUCAUCAGCGACGCCUUCAUCAAGGAGUCUCUGUUCAACCGCCGCGUGGAGGAGAAAGCCAAAGAGAUGCUGUUCACGCCGCUGGGCUGGCACCACAGCUCCCUGGACCAACUCCGGGAGGAGAACGGGGAGAAGAAGGCCAUGGAGAGGCUGCUCUCUGCCAACCACAGCCACAUGAUGGCGCUGCUGCAGCAGCUGCUCUACAGCGAGUCCCUGUCUCUGUCCUGGCGCGACGUCAUCGUCCCCGUGGUGCGCCAGGUGGUGCAGACGGUGAGGCCCGACGUCCGCAACUGCGACGACGACAUGGACAUCCGCCAGCUGGUCCACAUCAAGAAGAUCUCUGGAGGCCGGAAGUUCGACUCCACGGUGGUAAACGGCUUUGUGUGCACCAAGAACAUCGCCCACAAGAAGAUGAACUCCUACAUCAAGAACCCCAAAAUCCUGCUUCUGAAGUGCUCCAUCGAGUACCUGUACAGGGAGGAGUCCAAGUUCUCGUGCAUCGACCCCAUCGUGCUGCAGGAGCGAGAGUUUCUGAAGAACUACGUGCAGCGGAUAGUCGACGUCCGCCCGACGCUGGUGUUGGUGGAGAGGACCGUGUCUCGCAUCGCUCAGGACAUGCUGCUGGAGCACGGCAUCACGCUGGUCAUCAACGUCAAAGCGCAAGUCCUGGAGAGGGUGAGUCGUAUGACCCAGGGAGACCUGGUGAUGUCCAUGGACCAGCUGCUCACCAAACCCCGCCUGGGAACCUGCUUCAAGUUCUACAUGCAGUCCUUCACUCUGGCCAACGACGAGGUGAAGACGCUGAUGUUCUUCGAGGGCUGCCCUCUGCACCUCGGCUGCUCCAUCAAGCUGCGAGGAGCCUCCGAGUACGAGCUGGCCCGGGUGAAGGAGAUCAUCAUGCUGAUGGUGUGCGUGGCCUACCACUCGCAGCUGGAGAUCUCCUUCCUCAUGGACGAGUUCGCCAUGCCGCCCAGUCUGGCCCAGAGCACCUCAUUCCCCUGCCUGCUGGAGGGCACGUCGGCAGAGGAGGAGGAGGAGGAAGAGGAGGAAGAAGAAGAGGAGAAUGGAGAGAGUCUGGAGAAAACCGUAGUGCCCGAAGACUCGGGAGGACGAACCGACGACGAGGGGCUUCCCGCCGAGUCUCCGCCCAAAAGCGGAGACGCGGACACUCUCCAAGACGACCGGCACCCCGACGUGUCCUCCCCCGUCCCGGACCAGGAGGCGAUGACCUCCACGCCGUUUUCCAGUCCCGUCGCGUCGCCGCCGCCUCUGUGCCUGCUGCCGCCGUUCCUCAUGGAGGACGACCCGGCGACGGGCGACGCCGACACCGUCGUCGCGGCGGUGGCGGCGUCCGAGGGUGUGGCGGGGGGCGAGGGGAGCCUCGCGAAGAAGAAGAAACUGAAGGGGGAUUCCCGCGAUCCGGAAGGCGCCACCAUCGCCGCCGCCACGACCCGGUUGUUCCGAGACCCCCUGCAGGACGACACGGGGAUGUUCGUGGCCGAGCAGGUGGACUCGUCGGACGACCGGCUGAAGUCCAUCUCCGCCGUGUUCAAGCAGGAGCUGCAGGACAUCAUCCUGUGCAUCUCGCCCUUCUUCACGUUCAAGGAGCCGUUUCUCCUCAUGGCCGCCGGCAUGCAAUGCCCCAGCAGGGACUACUUCCCGGAGCAGGUGUACCUGUCCCCGCUCCUCAACAAGGACUACAAAGAGCUGGACGGACGUCGGAAGCGGCAGCUCCUCAAAGACUCCGCCCCCUCCGCUCUGGCCGGCGGGCAGACCAACAGCGGCGCUCAGCCGAAGCCCGUCGACGUGCUGCCCUCCCACAGCCUCACCAGCACGCGCAUCACAGAGCAGCUGAGCGGCAGCCAGGACCUCGCCCGCAUGGUGGCGGACUACAGGGCCAAGGGGGGCCGCAUCCGGCAGAGGGAGGGCGGCGACCCCUUCUGCGCCGCGGCGCCCGUCAGCGGAGCGCAGAGCAAGGCGGCGGCGGUGAAGCUGACGAGGGCCGACAGCGAAGAGAAGACGAGCAAACCGGCUGACGCCAGCUGGGCGCCCAAGCUGGACUGUCUGAACCCCGUCAACCACCAGCGGCUGUGCGUGCUCUUCAGCAGCUCGUCGGCUCAGUCCAGCAACGCGCCCAACCCCUGCGUCAGCCCGUGGAUCGUCACCAUGGACUUUUAUGGCAAGAAUGACCUCUCCCUCGGCGUGUUCCUGGAGCGCUACUGCUUCCGGCCGUCUUACCACUGCCCCAGCAUGUACUGUGAGACUCCCAUGGUGCACCACAUCCGCCGCUUCGUGCACGGCGGCGGCUGCGUGCAGAUCGUGCUGAAGGAGCUGGACUCCCCGGUGCCCGGCUACCAGCACACCAUCCUCAACUACUCCUGGUGCCGCAUCUGCAAACAGGUGACGCCCGUGGUGCCGCUGUCCAACGACUCGUGGUCCAUGUCGUUCGCCAAGUACCUGGAGCUUCGCUUCUACGGCCACCAGUACACCAGGAGGGCCAACGCGGAGCCCUGCGGACACUCCAUCCACAAGGACUACCACCAGUACUUCUCCUACAACCAGAUGGUGGCGUCCUUCAGCUACACCUCCGUACGGCUGUUGGAGAUUUGUCUUCCUCGUCCCAAGAUCUUCAUCAGGAACCUGGGACCGUCCAAAAGCAACCUGCAGCAGGACCUGAAGGACUUCUCCCAAAAGGUGACCCAGGUGUACAUGGCCAUCGACGACCGCCUCACCUCCCUCAAGACCGACACCUUCAGCAGGACGCGAGAGGAAAAGAUGGAGGACCUCUUCGCUCAGAAAGACAUGGAAGAUGCCGAGCUGCGCAGCUGGAUCGAAAAACUGCAGGCGCGAAUCCAGGUGUCCGGUCUGGAUUCCCCGCAGCAGGUGCAGGCGGUUCUGGAGUCGCUGGUGAUGAAGAAGCAGGGUCUGUGCGAGAUGCUGCAGUCCUGGAACAGCAGGCUGCAGGACCUGUUCCAGCAGGAGAAAGGCAGGAAGCGUCUGUCCGUCCCUCCGAGCCCGGGGAGGCACCGGCAGACCCCCGCCGCCGCCGCCAUCGCCGACGACAGCAAGAGUACCCUGGAUUCCUCCCCCCGCAACCCCUCGCCGGUGGUGCUGACCGGAGACAAAGAGGACCGCCAUCUCUGCAUCCUGUCCUCCACCUCCUCCUCCAUGCUGCCGUCGCCAGGAGAACUCGGAGCUGAUCCUUUCACACCUUUUCCCUCCUUCACUGAGCAAGACUCGGUCAGCCUCUCGGAAGAUGUGUUUGACGGACACCUGCUGGGCUCCACCGACAGCCAGGUGAAGGAGAAAUCCACCAUGAAAGCCAUCCUCGCCACUUUCCUGCCCGGCAACAGCUACAACCCCAUCCCUUUCCCAUUCGAGCCAGAUAAACACUACCUGAUGUACGAGCACGAGCGCGUUCCCAUCGCCGUGUGCGAGCGAGAGCCGAGCUCCAUCAUCGCCUUCGCCCUCAGCUGCAAGGAGUAUAAGACGUCGCUGGACGAUCUGUCCAAGAUGUCGGGCGCCGGCGGGGAGGAGACGCCGCAGGUCAGCAGCGCUGGGGAGAGCCGGGCGAAGAGCAGCCCGCUGAGGCCCAGCGAGUCGACCUCGUCCCAGCAGAGCCGCACCAGCAUGGAGACGGACCCCCUCAAAGACGCAGAGCUGGCCGACAAGCAGAAGAGGCAGAGCCUGAAUCCACACGUCGAGCUGCAAUUCUCCGACGCCAACGCCAAGUUCUACUGCCGGAUCUACUACGCCGAGGAGUUCCACAAGAUGCGCGAGGAGAUCAUGGAGAGCACCGAGGAGGACUUUGUCCGCUCGCUGUCGCACUGCGUCAACUGGCAGGCUCGCGGAGGGAAAUCUGGAGCCAUGUUCUACGCUACAGAAGAUGACCGGUUCAUUCUGAAGCAGAUGCCCAGACUGGAGGUCCAGUCCUUCUUGGACUUUGCUCCUCACUACUUCACCUACAUCACCGGAGCCGUGCAGCAGAAACGGCCGACAGCGCUGGCGAAGAUUCUGGGCGUUUACAGGAUCGGUUACAAGAACUCACAGAACAACACGGAGAAGAAGCUGGACCUGCUGGUGAUGGAGAAUCUCUUCUACGGACGCAAGAUGGCGCAGGUGUUUGACCUCAAAGGUUCCCUGAGGAACCGCAACGUGAAGACGGACUCGGGCAAGGGGAGCUGCGAGGUGGUUCUCCUGGACGAGAACCUCCUGAAGCUGAUCCACGACAACCCGCUCUACAUCCGCUCGCACUGCAAGGCCAUCCUGCGAGCCGCCAUACACAGCGACGCCUACUUCCUGUCCAGCCACCUCAUCAUCGACUACUCCCUGCUGGUGGGGCGCGACGACGCCACCGAUCAACUGGUGGUCGGCAUUAUAGAUUACAUCAGGACUUUCACCUGGGACAAGAGGCUGGAGAUGGUCGUCAAAUCCACUGGAAUCCUGGGAGGUCAAGGGAAGAUGCCCACCGUCGUCUCUCCGGAGCUUUACAGAUCUCGGUUCUGUGAGGCCAUGGACAAAUACUUCCUGAUGGUCCCGGACCACUGGACCGGCCUGGGCGUAAACUGCUGAGCAGUAAUACACACACACACAAAAACACACACACACACUCCUGAGUGUAUGAGCUCGAGCACACUGGACAUUGUACAUGUUUGUGCGGUCUGACGCCUGGACAUACACCAGGAUACAGACCAGUAUCAUUCCGUGGAGGCGGGGCCACCAGUAUCAUUCCGUGGAGGCGGGGCCACUCGGCAACGUAACGAAGACGAUUGGGAUCAAGUUUUUAUCCUCUCAGUAUUAUCAGACUAUAAUUUAUCUCUUGACACCCCAACAUGUUUUAAUGGAGGGUUUGUUGUUUUAUGAGCACCACAAGUCUGCCAACUGUUUGAAGACAUUCAGGGUCCCAGAUUAUAGUUUGUUAAACGGAACUGAAUCAUGUAAUUUAAUGUUUGUAAAUGUACAGAGAUUAUGUAACUAAUAAAAGUCUUGACUCCGA
Molecule: messenger RNA, 6708 nt
Organism: Pseudoliparis swirei
Lineage: Eukaryota; Metazoa; Chordata; Actinopteri; Perciformes; Liparidae
Gene: pikfyve
Product: phosphoinositide kinase, FYVE finger containing
Exons: 41
Coding region: 12-6284 (2090 amino acids)
Biological process (GO): intracellular signal transduction; phosphatidylinositol metabolic process
Molecular function (GO): 1-phosphatidylinositol-3-phosphate 5-kinase activity; metal ion binding; ATP binding
Source: RefSeq, a predicted model, not a curated record